Messenger RNA from Laccaria bicolor S238N-H82, 4783 nucleotides. RefSeq lists its product as uncharacterized. Gene Ontology annotation, molecular function: ubiquitin conjugating enzyme binding; zinc ion binding; ubiquitin protein ligase activity. Gene Ontology annotation, cellular component: ubiquitin ligase complex; cytoplasm. The annotation marks the transcript as partial. Gene Ontology annotation, biological process: ubiquitin-dependent protein catabolic process; positive regulation of proteasomal ubiquitin-dependent protein catabolic process; protein polyubiquitination. The transcript has 19 exons. The record is from RefSeq and is a predicted model, not a curated record. NCBI's taxonomy places the organism in Eukaryota, Fungi, Basidiomycota, Agaricomycetes, Agaricales, Hydnangiaceae.
AUGUUGGUUUUCGAUGCGGAGCGUCAGGAACUGCCGUCUUUAGCAGACGACGACAUUGACCUCGAGGGGUUGGAGGAGGAGCUUGAAUGCAAUCCGAAUUUUAUCAUCUCCCACGCAGGUCUAACUUGCAGAUAUGGCCAUGACUCUCUUCAAGCUGGCACCAGUCAGUCGACUUGUGGUCUAAUCGCCCUGAAUUGCGCUCGGACAAUUUUCGGUCUCGCAAGGGGGUGGAGAGCGACAUCGGAGCAAGAGCUCGUCUUUGUAAGGUGUUUACUAUCUCCGGAGACGACGAAUGAGAUCCUCUCUGUAUGCAAUCAACUGCCACGUAAUGAUCAACUCGAUAUGGAUGAACUUUUAGAAGUCCCUAUGUUCUACGACGCGUUUUCCCGGGCUAUUCCCACUGCUGCCAGGUCGACGUAUAAAGGUUUUAUGACCUUGUUAGAGAGAAUGUGGGAUAUUGACCCUCGACGACCCAUCGUGGCGGCAGUUAUCUCGCAGUUGUCAGAAACUGUCGCUUGCCUGAGGAUAUUCAUUGCGUCGACUUACACAUACAUCAUCUUCGACCCACACUCACGACCAACGUACCCUCGUGGACCCGGAUUUGUCUUUAACAAGACAAGAGAAGCCACUGCCAGCUAUCUGGUGGACAUUUUUAUGGACACAUCGUCUGAUGGAGGCGCGCCAGACCUACAAACGUUUUCAGCAUACAUCUUGUUUGACAAUAUGGGAAUUGACGUGAAGACUUUUGAAGAGAGCCCUGUAUAUUCUUCACCCAAGUCAGAUGCCACGACGUCAGAAAGUACUCCGACAAAGUUGAUUUCUCUCGUCGACAAAUCUGACAAACCGCCGCUACCUUUCCUCGAGGUCAGUCACCAUUCCAGUCAAGCAACUGCAUCAUCAUCGAUCUCGCCUGGUACCUCCCCGCGGCGAAGUAAAAGCGAAUUUGGAUGGCAGCUAGCCUUGCAGUCGGGGCCGGCUUCUGUUUCUGUCGAGGAUAACACAAGCGGGACGCUGGAUCCUAUAGAUGAGAUCACCUCUCUUCCUAAGCCACUGCGACCCAACGAGGAACCUCCGAACGGGGCUCAACAGACCGUAUUGCCACCAACCAAAGUGAAAAGGUACGCCAAGAAAGAUAUCGGGUGGCAGUUAUCGCUACAGCGGUUGGAGGCGGAAAACGAUGUCCGCAUCGCCGACCUGCAGCAGGAGUGGUCGAAACCUAAAUUAAUUGAACAACGGUCGACGGAGACAAUAAGAGCUGGACCUUCCCGCCGCCGUCCAGCUCGUGAAGACAUCAGUUGGAAGUUGGCCCUCGCUGCCACUUCGAUGACUUUUCCUGCAUCUUGGCUGCUCGACGACGACGCUCAAACGGCUCGCGAUGAAUGGGAGGAGUUUCCCCUGGAGGCUACGACGCCUGUGUUGCCGUCAACCUCAGAAUGCGGCGUCUGUCUCGAGGUUUAUGACAAAAGCGAGGUUGCAAGAAUGCCUGACUGUGCACAUACAUUUUGCCGAAAUUGUCUGAAGUAUCACGUUGAAUCCAUGAUAAGGGAACGUCGGUUUCCAAUUUUAUGCCCCACCUGCGUGUUAGACAGAACGAGAACCGACCCUGGGAGUGUUGAUCAGAAACUUGUCAAAGAGCUCGAUGUUACACAACAAAAUGUUGACAGGUUUGACGCGCUCCAGCUAUCGGCACAUUCCGUCGAGCUACAUUGCCCAAGGUGCAAGGAAACAAUGAAUGUUGAUCGCCAGGAGUAUCUUGAUUCUAAGAUUCUCGUUUGUCCAUUGCCGCUUUGCGGUCACAAGUGGUGUAAAGCGUGUCAGAAAAUGAUACCUUCGUCUCUGCCAGAGGACAAACACGUAUGCAAAGCAGACAAACUGGAUCGAUUGAUGCGUAAGAAAGGCUGGCGCUAUUGCCCUGGGUGCACAUCAAUCAUACAGAAAGAAUCUGGGUGUAAUCAUAUGACAUGCACGUCCCCAGGCUGCAAUAUGCAUUUUUGCUACAAGUGCGGGGAAGCCAUUAUCGACGCUGGAACUGGACGAAACGUUGGUGAAGCGGUUGCAGCCCAUUAUCGGACUUGUACCCAGUUUGAGCCCAAGUACAAGUGUACUAUCCAACAUCUGGGCUACGACCGCAAAGAACUCUUUCAGUCAAUAAUGAGAUCAAAAUCUAUUUCGGCGCUAAAGCGCCUCACCCCUUUUUCGUCAAUGCUUUGGUAUGGCACCGAUGCCCUCGAUGCAUCCGAACUGCUGGGCUACUUUCAUUACGCUAAGCAACAAGUCGUGAUGUACGAGGGCCAAGAAUGCAGAUAUCGCAGUGGGUCUUCAGAGGCAGGAAGUAGCCAAGUUAUAUGCGGGUUGAUUGGUUUGAACUGUGUUCGGAGGGUCUUUGAGCUUGAGGAGCAGCUUGCUUCGGAGGAUCUUGAAGAUAAAGACGAGAACUUCUUGCAGGAGCUGAUUUCUCCCGAAACGAUCCAAAGGGUCACCUCUAUUGACGAUACCUUGAAGGCGUACUCCAACCUUAGUGUUGAGGACCUCUUAGAGCGACCUCAGUUUCAGAACGCGUUCACCCAAGCUGCAGUGUCCCAUGAGCAUCUAUCUUACGAAGGAUUCAUCGCUUUGUUCGAAGCAUUUGGAACAAUAGAACAAACAGAUCGACCUGUGGCUGCAGUGAUUACACGUCUUCGCGAUAUUAUUGUCUGCAUCAGGCUUUACCUUCGCGAUUCUUACAGGUUUUUCAUCUUCGACCCGCACAGGCAGCCCAAACAUCCACGAGGACCCGCGUUCGUUCUAAACGAUAGCAAAGAGACAGCUGCGCGAUAUCUCCAUGAACUUCUCAAAUCUGACGACUCUUCAGAUGGAGAAGUAGAGGAAUUUCAUUCAAAUUCUCAGAUGUUCUCGGCACACAUAUUAAGGAUGGAAACUUCAGAGAGAUGGCGCCUGGCCACUCCUAUCGAUUUGCCCUUGUCUGGUGAUUCUUUGGAGGCCUCCAACGCCUCCUCUUCUUCUUUUCUGGGCGACGACUUAGCUUUUGUCAUGGUGCCUGAUGACCCACCACCACCAUACGACAGCCUGUCUCCCAUUGAUGAUACCCUUGCCGCUGAUUUGGUCUCUGCUGAUAUAUCACCAUUGAUCCCAUCUAAUGAUAUCCCAUUGGAUGAUUUGCAGUCUAACGAUCUGUCAUCCAACGAUUUGCAGCCAAGCGAUUCAUUUUCUGACGAUUUAACAUCCAACGAUUUGCCAUCGAAUGGUUUAUCAUCCGGAAACUUAUCUACUAACGGUUCACUAUCCGACGAGCUUACUAGCAGCUCUUCAACGCCUGUUGUAACUUCCGAAGUCUCAUCGAUUCCCACUCCCCGAAAACGGCGUGAAUACCACUGGCAACUAGGUUUGCAGAUGGCGUCUCCAAUAUCUCCUUCCUCCCCUUCAGCAUUAGAAGGCCCUCGGGAGACACAGUUGGAGGGCCGACCUACUGAUCAACCCUCGUUUGGACAAGAACUGAAUAACACAGAUACAGAUACCUCUACACCACUUUUGAUACGCAAGUCUGCCAUUGGCUGGCAGUUAGCGUUGCAGAAAACUGCCCUUGAAGACGCUCCGGCAGUAGAGAGGGAAGGAGAAGGCGAGACGACGGCCACAGGAGGUGAUAAUGAAUGGGUACAACUUGAGAUGCAUGACAACCGUGAUUCAGUAACGGCAGGGCCUUCGAGACAAUUCGAUCGCAACUCCACGGAUGAUGGUUUCAGCUGGAAGGUAGCGCUGGCCGCCAAAUCAAUCACUGUUCCCCAUAGUGGAAGUCGUGCAAAUGAUACUUCACGCUCGAAUGUCCAAAAUAGUGCCGAGGAAGCCACAAAUCUGGAGAAUGCAAGGGCCGAAAAUGAAACCUCGCUGGAAGCAUCUUCUUCCCUGUUGAACACUACGAAACCGAGGAGCUUGGGGCGUCGCACUCGCGAUGAUUUUUCGUGGAAGCUAGCUUUGGCGGCGCAAUCCCUGACUACCCCCCCACCCCAGAGUACAGUAACUCGUGAUCCGGUGACGACGACACGAACUAGGCGUGCCGAGCGUCAGUGGCGUCCGACUCAAGAAAUUCAAAACCACGUAUUAAUAGGAACGCCUCACCGAUCUUCAACCCAUGGCAAGAGACGGGACACGACGAAUCGAAGAGCGUCGAGGUCUUCUUCUUUACGUGGACCAGUUGUUUUGGUAGGCACUGAAGUCAACGCUGUGAUAGCGUUCGAUUGUGGCAUUGCCUUCGGGGACAUGUUGAAUCUAAGCUUGGCGAGGGCCGUUAUCCGAUUCUAUGCCCUCUUUGUACGACGGACAAAGCCAGAUCAAAUCCAGGGACAACUUUUGGAGAAACUAGGACUGUCAGAAGAGAUUGUUGACAAAUUUGUUGAGCUUCAACUAGCAGGGCUUUCUUUCCAGCUGAGCUGCCCUAACUGCGAAAACACGAUGUUUGUGGCUCGUGAAGAUUAUCUCGAGCAAGAUGUGGUCAUCUGCCCUCUACCAUACUGCGGCCAUAAGUUUUGCAAAGCCUGUCUGAUAACAGUUGCUGGUGAUACCAACGAACACAUCUGUACCGCAAAUGACAACGGGUUGAUUCGCCUCAUGCAAGAAAAUGGGUGGCGGCAAUGUCCAGGAUGCAGGACUGCGAUUCAGAAAGAAUCUGGAUGUAAUCAUAUGCAUUGCACAUCUCCAGGAUGUAACGUACACUUUUGUUACAAGUGUGGGCUAAUGAUUGGGACUGCCGAUGGACUAAAUGUCGGGGCUGCGCUAACAGCUCAUUAUC